CUUGCUCCCACGGCUAGAAGAGUAACUGCUGCAAACAUAGUGAGGCCUCGCCUGAGGAGGAGCUGUGUGAUGGAGAGACGUCCACCCUUCAGCUGCUGGACCCUGCGUCCACCCUGCCUCCCCGGGUUCCCAUCAUGGAACUCAGUGUUCAGAGACAUGUAGCCUUCUACUGACUUGGGGAAAAGAUUUGUUGAGACAUGUGUUAAGCAAACAGUGGUCAAACUUGGUCGAAGGAUAGCUAAAAAAGAAGGAAAAGCAUACAUUUCCAUAAAAUAACAUUUGAUGAAUUGAUGCUAAUGUUAGCUUUAGCAGGCAGCUUACACUCCCAUUACUUUAGGUCAGGCAGGGAGCAUCUGAGCUAAAUAAUGGCCUGGUCGUGUUUUUCUGCGCUCGUUCCACAGCCUGCAGUCAAGCAGAAACAACCAACUUUCAAUUUCUCUAAUUCCUGCAUGCAACAAGUCAAUGUUAAAAGCUCAGUUACUGAUUCUGAAGAGAAUCAAGGGUUCCACAGUCUGUUAGUGCCACAGCCGGCUCCACAUUCAAACAAAAACCAAAACAGAGACGAAGAAUGUCCCUUCAUGCAGUUAUUCAGUUACUCUCAGUUUAGCAGCAAACAUGAGAGUAACACUCAGUGAAAGUCCUAUGCAGUAGUAUCCAGUGAAAUUGGCCACAGCUGGAGUCCUCUGUUCGCCCUUGCCUAAGAAGAUGCCCAUGCACACGCAGUCGAGUGAAACAGACAGAUCACUUAUUAUUAUGCAGUCCUGCUCCCCUGGCCACCAUGUUGUAACUAAUUCACUGACUUGGAUGGAUACAAUUUUAUUGCAAGCAGUCAUCAAGUGUGAGACCAGGCCCAAAAUCUUCCUGAGACAAGGUUAUGUAAAUAAUUAAGCCUUAGUCAAUAUUGUAGGCAGUAAUAACACAAACACAAACAAAGCCCUGUUCCUGCAGCGAUUCCACUAAUCAGCCUGCAGGGGGCGAGAGAAACUCAUUUAUGCUCAGAGAAUAGACAAGGUGGUCCUUUGAAGUUACUGUAGGAACUUUACCUGCAGAGAAACAUGGCUCGAUAAACUGUUUUUUUUUUUUCUCCAUGUAUGAACAGCUUAUUGUGCAGGAGAAAAAUAAAGAAUUAAUAACGAAAAAUUUGAAGAAUUCACACGUAAUGGUGAGAGAAAAAACUCAGUGCGGACGUCCAUCCAUCACUCUGUCUGUGAGCAGGCGACGUCAGCGUGGCUCUCUCUGACUCCCUCAGGUGUCUCCUCCCUCCUCCCUCCUCCUCCUCCUCCUCCUCCUCACACAGGCUGAGAUCCUGGACCGACCCGAAGCCUCCCUGACAGCUGCAUACAGCGGUGCACCGAGCAGAGCAGGAAGUGUUCCAGUUGAAUCAUGGAGGGCAGCGGACAGGGCUCACAUCUCCCUCCUUCUUCAUGGAGUGAAUGUUUUGUUAUAAGGCGGAUCCGCAUGAUGAUCCCUGUUGGUUUCAACACAGAAAUCAGAGAGUUGUGUAAACUGGCCGGACCAGUGAUUGUAUCCCAGUUCUUGAUUUUUGGACUGAGUUUUAUCAGUACUGUUUUCUGUGGCCAUCUGGGGCGGAUAGAGCUGGCAGGAGUGUCUUUGGCCAUAGCAGUUAUUAAUGUUACAGGUAUAUCUGUUGGAAUUGGCUUGGCAGCAGCUUGUGAUACUCUAGUUUCUCAGACCUUUGGGAGCAAUAACCUCCUCAGAGUUGGGGUCGUUCUACAGCGGGCGAUACUCAUUUUGUUACUGGCAUGUUUUCCCUGCUGGGCGAUCCUCAUCAACACAGAACCCAUUCUGCUGGCUGUCAAACAGGAAGCAGCAGUGGCCAGGCUGGCUCAGCUGUAUGUGAAGAUCUUUAUGCCAGCGCUUCCUGCUGCAUUCAUGUAUGCAUUACUCUCAAAAUACCUACAAAACCAGGGCAUCAUUUGGCCUCAGGUAAUCACGGGUGUUGUGGUUAAUAUUCUUAACGCACUCAUCAACUACAUUUUCCUUUACCAGUUAAAUCUGGGAGUAGCAGGUUCUGCAGCAUCCAAUGCCCUUUCCCAGUUCUGCAUGGCAGGACUUCUCUAUGCUUAUAUCCUUUGGAAAGGUCUUCAUAAGGCCACCUGGGGAGGUUGGUCUAAAGAGUGUCUGCAGGACUGGAGCUCAUUCAUUCACUUGGCCAUCCCCAGCAUGGUCAUGUUAUGUGUUGAGUGGUGGAUGUAUGAGAUUGGAGGUUUUCUGGCAGGUCUAAUCAAUGAAGCAGAGCUUGGAGCUCAGUCAGUUGUAUACCAGAUGGCAAAUAUGGCAUACAUGUUUCCUUUAGGUUUUAGUAUCGCAGGAACAGUAAGAGUUGGAAAUGCCUUGGGAGCUGGAGACACUGAGCAGGCCAAGCUGUCUGCUAAACUGUCAAUAUUCUGCGCAGUGUCAGCCUCUGUAUGCUUGUCGAUUGCAAUUGGAAGCCUGAAGGACCAUAUCUCUUAUGUCUUUACAUAUGAUGAACAAAUCAGGGAAAGGGUUGCUGAUGUCAUCACUCUUUAUGCACCAUUCGUCCUCGUAGAGGCAACAGCAGCUGCCAUGGGUGGCGUAAUGAGAGGAGCAGGUAAACAGAAAGUUGGAGCUAUUUGCAACAUUGUGGGAUAUUAUGGAAUUGGUUUUCCUAUUGGAGUGUCGCUGAUGUUUGCAGCCAAAUUAGGGAUUAAGGGUCUGUGGACAGGCCUGUUUACCUGUGUGUUUCUGCAGUGCACAUUUCUGUUGUUCUAUGUGACAAGAUUAAACUGGAAGACAGUGACAGAUGAGGCUCAAAUCAGAGCAGGAGUGCACGGGGUCUUCAAAGAUACAAGUAUCCAACAAGAUGAUGAAGGGAACUCAUGCGGCUACACAGACACCAUUGACCUGGCUGAACCUGAACGUGGAUCAGCAAAAAGUCCAGUGGAGAAGCAGCUCUCCUACAGGGAACUGGUGCUGCGUAGGGGCCUGGCUCUGGCUGUCAUGCUAUUUGUCCUGGCUGUUGGAAUUAUUAUAAACCUGCUGAUCAUGAACUUUGUCACAUGAAUAUGAAAAAAAAAUCUAUUGUAUCCAGUGAAGUAGCUCCUUAUCCAGCAGUGCUCUGUGUGAAUCUACCAGUGAUUUGCUCUCAACCACAUUCUGUCAAACUCUCUUGAGUUUGUAUUCAAUACAUUAAACAGAAACAUUGUGGUGAUCUGGGA
Molecule: messenger RNA, 3200 nt
Organism: Acanthopagrus latus (yellowfin seabream)
Lineage: Eukaryota; Metazoa; Chordata; Actinopteri; Spariformes; Sparidae
Product: multidrug and toxin extrusion protein 1-like
Exons: 17
Coding region: 1384-3045 (553 amino acids)
Biological process (GO): xenobiotic detoxification by transmembrane export across the plasma membrane
Cellular component (GO): membrane
Molecular function (GO): antiporter activity; xenobiotic transmembrane transporter activity
Source: RefSeq, a predicted model, not a curated record